GGGGGUCGGGGGCCGCCGGCAGGGUUCGGGGGGGCCCCGGCAGGACCCCCGUCGCUGACGCCCCCCACCCCAGAGGCCCACCUCGCCAUCUGCCCGCACGGGCAGGGCCGCACCGCCGAGGGUCCCCAGGGCUCGCCGGCAGACGUGGACGAGUGCCAGCUCUUCGGGCCCCAGCUCUGCCGGGGGGGGGUUUGCCUCAACGCCGCCCCCGGCUUCAGCUGCUACUGCCCCAGCGGCUACUACUACGAGCAGGAGCACCUGCAGUGCGUGGAUAACGACGAGUGUGGGGCGGAGGAUGCCGAGCCCUGCGUGGGGGGUCGCUGCGUCAACACGGUGGGCUCCUACUACUGCUCGUGCCCCCCGCCCCUGGUCCUGGACGGCUCCCAGCGCCGCUGCGUCGCCAACGACACCCACCGGGAUGCUGCGCAGGCGGUGUGUUGGCAGGAGGUGGGGGUCGACCUGGUGUGCGGCAGACCCCGGCUGGACAGGCAGGUCACCUACACCGAGUGCUGCUGCCUGUACGGGCAGGCCUGGGGCAUGGACUGCGCCCUCUGCCCCGCCCGCCACUCAGGUGACCCCCCCCGCACCCCAGAACCCCCCCCACCCCCAUACUGGUGGGUGCCGGGGUGGCAUCCCCCUCCCUGCAGUGUGGGACCCCCCCCGCCCAGCAGCUCUGUGAUGGGAGACCCUCCUGCAGCCCCAUUGACCCCAUGGGAAUGGGGGGCGUGAGGAUGGGGGGGACCC
Molecule: messenger RNA, 744 nt
Organism: Phalacrocorax carbo (great cormorant)
Lineage: Eukaryota; Metazoa; Chordata; Aves; Suliformes; Phalacrocoracidae
Source: RefSeq, a predicted model, not a curated record